Paramecium tetraurelia is the source of this 1150-nucleotide messenger RNA. RefSeq lists its product as uncharacterized. The record is from RefSeq and is a predicted model, not a curated record. The transcript is spliced from 3 exons. Lineage: Eukaryota; Ciliophora; Oligohymenophorea; Peniculida; Parameciidae.
AUGGAUCAAACAUCUAAUUACCUUAAAAUUUGGGGGUUGCCUGAUGGAAUUGCUGAGAAUGACAUGCUAUAGAAGUUUAAAUGCAUUGGAAAAGUGACCAAAAGCAUAUUACAAAAUAAUGUAUGGUACAUUGUGUUUGAAGAUGAGGUCGAUAAUGAUAGUGUUGAGUUUUUUGCAAGCACCUACACAUAGUUGUAAUAUGUAAUUGGUUCAGAAAUGAGUCCUUAAGACAUACAGAAAUUUUCUUCUCUAUUUCCCUAAAACGAUAAUCAGGAACUGUAGAGAAAGAGACUGGAAUAAGAAAAGCUUCAGGAAAUAGCUAAAAAAUAAUAAGAGGAUUAAAGAUAGAAAUUGCUGCAAUAACAAUAGGAAUUUUUAAAAUAAUAACAAGAGGAAUAAAGAAGAAAAUAAUAAAAGGAGAGAGAAGAGGCUUAACAAAGAGAGGAGGAGUUGAAAUCUAAAUUAUUAGCUGAAUAAAGAUAACAAUAGGAGGAUCAAUAAAGAGUGAAAUUUUAAAAAGAAUAGGAAGAAAGAUAAUAAAGAUAAUAAUCACUCUAAUAGUAGUAAUUAUUGGAAGAAUAAAAAAGAUAAGAAUAAUUAAGAGGUUAGUAACCCUAAACAAAUUAGUAGUUCAAUUAAUAAACAUUAGAUUUAUAAAAGGAAAAACUUAAAGAAGAAUUAGCCCUGGAUUUCGCGAAAUCUCAAUUUUAACAAAAAUAAUAGGCUGAAUCAAAGGAGCAGGAAUAUAAUAAGAAAAUCUAAAAUUUGAAGAGCAAACUCACAGAAACAGAAAAUCAAUUAUAACAAUAAAAAGAUAAGUAUACUAAUUAAUAAGAGAAUUUAACAAAGCAAUAAAAAGAAAUUUAGGAUUUAAAGACAUCAUUAAAUCAUGUCACACAACAAAGAGAUAAUGUUAUUGCAAAGUUCAAAGAAUUGCAAUCCAACUAAGGAAGCAGUAUCACUCAAGAGGAUGUGGCCUUCUUAGAACAGUAACAAUAAUAAUAGGAGCCGUCAUCACUCUAAAAUACGUUGUUUAAAUUUGAAUUUUGGGGCCUUUUAGUAGGGGUUUGGAUCUUAAGUUAAGUAAUUAAUUUCUUCACCUGAUCCUAAAAUGAUAUAUGAUUUAUCAAAUAUUAAGUAUUUAUUAAUU